AUGCAUCCGACGCCCUCCGGCGCUGCCACGCGCACGCCGGCACGUCCGCCGCUGGUGCGAGCCGCGCUCUCGGCGCCAGCCGUGCCGCACAGCGACGCCGGCGUCCUCUCGCUGCGCGCCGCGGCGCCCGUGCGCUUCGUGGCGUCGCCCGCCGCGCGGCAGCGCCUCGCUGCGCUGCCGCGCCUCGACGUCGCCUGUGCCUCGGCGGCGCCCGAGUGUGCGGCGCCGCAGCGCGCCCUCGCACAGGCACUGGUGCUGCAUGCCGGCGCGCUCGGCAGCAGCGGCACCGACGCCGGGCCCGGCGCCGCCUUCUCCUCGCCCUCGCCGUCGCCGUCGCCGCGCAGCUCGGACGCGACGCCGUCGGCCACCUUCUCGCCGCUCUCGAGCGCGCGCGUGCGCCCGUCAUCGGCGCUCUCGCCGGCGCCGGCGCUGCAGGCGCAGCACGUGGGCUAUGCCCUGCACGGCCAUGCGCCGUCCGACGCCCCGCACGCCGGCGUCAAGGAGGCGCUGCGCGACGCCGACGACGCCGACGACGCGAGCCAGGAGCCGCUCGACGACGGCGAGCCGGGCUGGUACCGCGCGGCGUGGCGGCGCGAGUGCCUGCGCCCGGGCGCGGCGGCACAUGCGCCCGAGGAGCCCAUGAUGCCCUGCUGGCAUGUGCGCCGCCUCGAGGCCGCACUGCUCCUCGACGCCUGA
Molecule: messenger RNA, 696 nt
Organism: Tilletiopsis washingtonensis
Lineage: Eukaryota; Fungi; Basidiomycota; Exobasidiomycetes; Entylomatales
Exons: 1
Coding region: 1-696 (231 amino acids)
Source: RefSeq, a predicted model, not a curated record